This is a messenger RNA of Cucurbita moschata (crookneck pumpkin), 2474 nucleotides long. RefSeq names its product MDIS1-interacting receptor like kinase 2-like. Gene Ontology annotation, biological process: protein phosphorylation. The transcript is spliced from 2 exons. Lineage: Eukaryota; Viridiplantae; Streptophyta; Magnoliopsida; Cucurbitales; Cucurbitaceae. Gene Ontology annotation, molecular function: protein binding; protein kinase activity; ATP binding. The record is from RefSeq and is a predicted model, not a curated record. Bases 2 to 2440 code for a protein of 812 amino acids.
UAUGUCUAACUUCACUUCCCUUUGGUUUCUACUCGUUUUCUCGUAUUUUUUCUCCAACUUCUUGUUUGAUUCAAUUUUUACAUAUUCAAAUGCAUCGACACUGUUCCCGCUUCAACAAGAAGGUGAUGCUCUAAUCCAAGCUGGUUGGUGGGUCAAUCAAAAUAUUUCACUUCGUUGUAAAUGGAAAGGCAUAACUUGUGAUGCUUCGGGAAGUAUUAUAAUGAUUCAGGUACGGAGGUCAUUGCCCAACGGGUCUACUCUACACAACUUGAAUUUCUCAUCUUUACCUAACUUGAAGGGUCUUUAUCUCAUUAACUCUAGUCUCCAAGGGGGAAUUCCUCCCGAAAUAUCUCAACUCUCCAAACUCACCUCUUUGUUUUUAGGUUCAAAUGAUCUUUCCGGCGAGGUUCCUUUGGAAUUAGGAAAUUUGACAAAUUUAUUAGAGCUUGAUCUUAGAAACAAUAUGUUUACCGGUACAAUCCCUUCAACCAUAGGUCGUUUGACCAAUUUAAAGACUCUAGAUCUUUCCCACAACCAAAUAGGUGGAUUUAUUCCAUCUCAAAUAGGGAACAUGAAGAGCUUGACAGGCCUGUAUUUAGGCAAUAACUUGAUCAUUGGUUCAAUUCCAUCCGCGUUUGGAAAUUUAAGUAAUCUAUCUAAUAUUGUGAUGAAACAUAAUAAGCUUAUUGGCCCACUCCCUACCACCUUUUGGUCUUUAACUCGGUUGAUUUGGUUAAGUCUUUCCUACAACUACUUUAAUGAUUCUGUUUCUCAAAAAAUUCAGAAGUUUAAAGGCUUGGAAAUUCUUGAACUACAUGAAAAUGUGUUCUCGGGCCCAAUCCUUUUCUCUGUCGUCCAUCUUACUAAUUUAUCCAUCCUAAAUCUAUCGUCAAAUAGAUUCAAUGGAACCAUCCCCGUGCAAAUAGAUCAUUUAGAGAAAUUGAAUAUUUUGAAUGUUAGUUACAACAUGUUCAGUGGUCCAAUUCCUGCGACUCUCGUGGGACUGCUUUAUAGUACUCAUUCUCCCUACUAUGUCUUAAAUAAUGGAAUUACAUUGGAGAUUGACUUCAGUCAUAACUUCAUUGAUGGUGAACUUCCCCGUUUGUCACUGGAUAAUCAUUUAAGGCCUACAAGCAUCAACAUUAGCUACAAUAAUCUCGUAGGCAAAAUUUCAGAUUCCUUCCUUUUCUUUAGAAGUGUCAAUUUAUCGUAUAACAAGUUUGAAGGUGAAGUUUGUGACCAAAUUCUACAUCGUUUUGAUGUAAGUGCUGUUUUGGGUAAUCAAAAGCUUUGUGGCAGUAUUCCCCCGCUUCAUCCUUGUGAUUCACAGAAUCAUGGAAUUUUCAAAAUGCUGAUGAUUCUGCUUCCCUCAGUUUUCUUUUUCGUUCUCUGUUUUUCUUGCUUCACUCUUGUUCGUUCCCGAUCAAAGAAGAAGGUCACCCAUGAGAUAGAGUCAAAUAAGCAUGGGAAUGUGUUCUGCAUAUGGGAUUAUGAUGGGAAGGUUGCGUAUGACGAUAUUAUAGAAGCAACAGAAGACUUCGAUAUUAAAUAUUGCAUUGGUACAGGUGGGUAUGGAAGUGUUUAUAAAGCAAGUCUUCCAAACGGUAAAGUUGUAGCUUUAAAGAAACUCCACACCCGUGAAGCUCAAGAGAGAACUGUUUACAAAAGUUUCCAAAAUGAAGUUGAUAUGUUGAAAGAGAUACGGCACAGGAACAUCAUUAAACUUUAUGGAUAUUGCCUCCAUAAGCGUUCCAUGUUUCUGAUUUAUGAAUACAUGGAGAGGGGAAGCUUAUUUUGGGUGUUGAGUAACGACACAGAAGCAGUGGAAUUGGAUUGGAAGAAAAGACUGAUCAUCCUACAAAGAGUUUCACAUGCUUUAUCAUACAUACACCAUGAUUGCAUUACUCCAAUCAUUCAUCGGGACGUUACAACCUGUAAUAUACUUUUGGACUCAAAUCUAGAAGCUUUUCUAUCCGAUUUUGGUAUCUCAAGAUUACUCGAUCAUGAGUUAUCUUAUCAUACCACUGUUGGCGGCACUUGUGGAUAUAUAGCUCCGGAAUUAGCAUACUCGGUGGUCAUAUCAGAAAAAUGUGACGUGUACAGCUUUGGAGUGGUGGCAUUGGAAGUAAUAAUGGGUAAGCAUCCCGGAGAACUAUUAACUUACUUGUGGUCUAAAUCUAUUCCACGAAUAUUCAUCAAGGAUUUGUUAGACUCACGGCUCAAAUCUCCUUUACUCCAAAUUGGACUGACACAAAGUAUACUUCUCACAUUAACGUUAGCCUUUGCAUGUCUCCAUCCAAAUCCAAAAGCCCGACCUACAAUGCAACAUUUGACUCGAGAAUUCAACAUUCGAAGGCCCUAUCAGGAUGAACUCGCAUUUAACGAGAUUACAAUUGAUCAACUUGUAAAGCAAGAGAUAUAUUAUGUACAUCAGAUUUAGAAAUUAUUAAUUUAGAUUAUGCAUUUUCUCUUCA